GCGAGCGGCGGCCACCAGCGAGCCGAGCGCGCCCCCCGCCCGCCCCAGCGGCACCGCGCCGGGCGGCAUGGAGAAGGACGGCCUGAGCCGUGCCGACCAGCAGUAUGAGUGCGUGGCGGAGAUCGGGGAGGGCGCCUACGGGAAGGUGUUCAAGGCCCGGGACCUGAAGAACGGAGGCCGUUUCGUGGCGCUGAAACGCGUGCGAGUGCAGACUGGCGAGGAGGGCAUGCCGCUCUCCACCAUCCGCGAGGUGGCGGUGCUGAGGCACCUGGAGACCUUCGAGCACCCCAACGUGGUCAGGUUGUUUGACGUGUGUACAGUGUCACGAACAGACAGAGAAACCAAACUAACAUUAGUGUUUGAACACGUUGAUCAAGACUUGACCACUUAUUUGGAUAAAGUUCCAGAACCUGGAGUGCCCACUGAAACCAUAAAGGAUAUGAUGUUUCAGCUUCUCCGAGGCCUGGACUUCCUCCAUUCUCACCGAGUGGUGCACCGUGAUCUAAAGCCACAGAACAUUCUGGUGACCAGCAGUGGACAAAUAAAGCUGGCUGACUUCGGCCUCGCACGCAUCUACAGUUUCCAGAUGGCGCUUACCUCGGUGGUCGUCACGCUGUGGUACCGCGCUCCCGAAGUCCUACUGCAGUCCAGCUACGCCACCCCUGUGGACCUCUGGAGCGUUGGCUGCAUAUUUGCAGAGAUGUUUCGUAGAAAGUAAGAAAUACUUUUUGUUUCUGUCUGUCUCCCUUGGAAAGAAACGUUUGGGGUCUUGGAUAAUAUAAGUGGCAGCCUGGUAUCUCUCUUUCAAAGAGGAUCAUGGUACCCACAUCCACAUGCCUCCGGCUCUCGCUUCCAAGUCAGUCCAGAAACCGACUUGGAACUGGACCAGCAGCACCAGCAUCACUUCUGAGGCCUUACAGUGUCACUGUGUGUGGUUGUCGCUUCUGGCUCUUGGAAGCUCUGUUUGGGAAAGAACACUCCACUGUUCUUAACAUUUAUUGUUUCUGUGGGUGAUAAUAAAACAUGAAGCAUGUUAUGGAAUUUUUUUUUAGUGAGAAAUAGCCUCAAGGUGGACUUUCCCACGGGAGAAGGACCAAGGAUGUUAUGUAUAUGGAAAUUUUGAUGAUGGGUUGACAAAACAGAAUGUUUAGACGGAAAAGGAACAGGCAAGAGAGACGUCCGAGCCAUUUCAGAAUACUUUAAAUGCUGUCAGUUGGAGGAGAGAUUAGACAGAGUCAGGCGCUAUAGAGGGAGAAACUAGAACCAGAGGUAUUAAAAUUACAGAAAUAAAGAUUUUUGCUUAGAAGGCAAAAAAAAUCUAGUGACUAGAGUUACCUGAAGAGCAUAUCGGGGCUCGUGGAAAUAGCGCAUUCUCACUGGCUAUCCGAGAAGGGAGCAGGCCACUGCACACUGGAUA
Odocoileus virginianus texanus is the source of this 1417-nucleotide messenger RNA. The record is from RefSeq and is a predicted model, not a curated record. Lineage: Eukaryota; Metazoa; Chordata; Mammalia; Artiodactyla; Cervidae.